AUGGGAUUCUCCUCUACCAAGUCCGAUGUCUCACUAUUCUUCAAACACACCAACGAAGUUACUGUGUUCCCCCUUAUGUAUGUGGACGAUAUUAUUGUCACUGGAACUUCAAAGGGGGCUUUUGCUAAAUUGGUGCAGCACCUUCACUCUAAAUUCUCACUUUGGGAUAUGGGAGAAUUAAGGUAUUUCUUGAGCAUUGAAGUUGCCCAAAAAUCUUGUGGAGUCUUAUUACUAUCUCAGACGAAGUACAUUGAUGAUUUGCUGAAGAAAGCUCAAAUGGGAGACUCUGAGGCUGCAACUACCCCUAUGACUUCUAAUAUGAAGUUAAACUCUACAAAUGGUGUGCCAUUUGAGCAUGUGAGCAUGUACAGGUUUGUUGUAGAUAGCCUCCAAUAUCUCAUUGUCACUAGGCCUGAAAUUGUCUUUUACAUUGAAGAUCGAAAAUUCACUGCUGGUUAUUGUGUCAUGUUUGGGCUAAAUCUUGUGUCUUGGUGCUCGAAGAAACAAACUGUCGUCUCUCGUUUCAACACAGAGGCUGAGUACCGAGGCAUUGCAAGUGCUGUGCUAAUGUCUGCAAAUUCUGUGCUACACUCUCGAUCAAAGCACUUUGAGAUUGAUCUCCACUUGGUGCGAGAUCAUGUAGCCAAAGGACGAGUUCAGAUUCAUUAUAUACAUGGGGUGCUCAAAUUGCCGAUGUCAUAA
Messenger RNA from Arachis ipaensis, 702 nucleotides. NCBI's taxonomy places the organism in Eukaryota, Viridiplantae, Streptophyta, Magnoliopsida, Fabales, Fabaceae. The record is from RefSeq and is a predicted model, not a curated record.